This is a messenger RNA of Vigna radiata var. radiata (mung bean), 1881 nucleotides long. RefSeq lists its product as uncharacterized. Bases 1 to 1881 code for a protein of 626 amino acids. NCBI's taxonomy places the organism in Eukaryota, Viridiplantae, Streptophyta, Magnoliopsida, Fabales, Fabaceae. The transcript has 6 exons. Gene Ontology annotation, molecular function: zinc ion binding. The record is from RefSeq and is a predicted model, not a curated record.
AUGGGUGAUGUUGAUGGUGAAGAACAAGAGAUGGGUGAACAACUGGAAGUUGAGGCUGUUAUGGAGGAAGAGGUCCAUGGAGUUGAACAAGUUGGUGGUGUGUUGGAAGUGAUGGGUGAUGUUGAUGGAGAAGUGCAAGUUGAGGAAGUUGGUGGUGAUGGUGAAGAUGAAGGUGUAGAACAGAAUGAAGUUGAACCAGAUGUGGAAAUUCGAAGUUGGAAUUCCUCUUUUGAGAGUGGUAGUGGUGAUGGAAAUAAUUCAGAGGGAAAUGUGGAAGUCAAAGUCCAAAGUAUGUCAAAUGACUAUAGUGGACCAUGUUCCAGUGUGAGUUCUGACAGCAUUUUUGAUGUUAAUGUAGAGGGUGAGAAUGAUAGAGAGGGUUAUGGGACUUUUGCAACAUUUGUUUUGCCAAAAAGUAUGGUUGACUUUAAGUGGGAAGUUGGGACAUAUUUUGCUGAAAAACAAGACAUUUUAGAUGCUAUAGAAAGUUAUGCGUUGGAUAAUGGAAGAAAUAUUAAGUUUGUUAAGAAUGAUAAACAAAGAAUGAGGUUCAAGUGUGUGGGUGCAAAAGGCCCAUGGAGGUUAUAUUGUGGUUAUAUGAAGGCAAUCAAAACAUGGCAAUUGAGAACUAUGCUGGACAACCAUACCUGUAGUAGGGAGUUCAACCUUAAAUUAAUUGAUGCCAAGUGGUUGAGCAACAAGAUACAGAUAACUAUUAGAGAGAAUCCAACAGUUAAGGGUGUGGAUAUAAGGGAAAAAAUUCAAAGGAAAUGGAACAUUAGUAUUUCAAGGUGUAUGACCUAUAAGGCCAAAAACAUAGCAAUAGAGCAAAUUGAUGGCUCUUUCAAAGAACAGUGUAAAAGGUUGUAUGAUUAUGCCCAUAAGUUGCUGGACAAAAUUCCAAGGUCAAUAGUGAAACUAAAGGUUGAGGAUGUAGGGGGUGAAGUUCUUUUCAAGAGAUUCUAUGUAUGUUUAAAGGCCUGCAAAUAUAGUUUUCUAUCAUGUAGGCCAAUUAUUGGUUUAGAUAGAGCAUUUUUGAGAGGUAAGUACGAUGGUGAGUUGUUAACAGCUGUGGGCCAAGAUAGAAAUGAACAGAUGUUGCCAAUUGCAUACUGUGUUGUUGAAGUUGAGAACAAGGAUUCAUGGAGGUGGUUCUUGGAACUAUUGGGUCUACUUCAUGCAAUAGAUGAAUUGCUUCCUAGAGUUGAGCAAAGGUUUUGUGUAAGGCAUUUGUAUGCUAACUUCAGGAAGAAAUUCCCUGGAAAAAACCUCAAGCGUUUAAUGUGGAGGGCAGCUACAGCCACACACCCACAAACUUGGGAGAUGGAAAUGAGAAACAUAAGAGCAGUGAACGAAGAUGCUUAUAAGCAUUUGAUUGCCAUCCCUCCAAGGUAUUGGUCAAGAUCAAGGUUCACUAAAAGAGCUAAAUGUGACACCUUAGUAAACAAUAUGAGUGAGGGCUUCAAUAGUGUCCUCGUUUCUACCAGGAGUAAACCCAUAAUUACGUUGUUGGAGGAGAUACGGCUUUACCUCAUGCAAAGAUGGGCCAAGAACAGUUGGUCAGACAAAAAGCUAUUUGAAGUUCAUCACAUGUUUAACAAUGGAGAUAAGUUCGUAGUCAACAUAGAUGACUCCUCCUGCACAUGCAGAACUUGGAUGAUGACUAGAAUCCCCUGCUGUCAUUCAUUGGCUGCAAUGAAGUUCCUCAACAUUGAUAGAGAACAAUUUAUUGACUCUUGCUACAUGAAGUCCAUAUAUGAGGAGACAUAUUCAUCAAUUAUAUAUCCCAUAAAUGGAGCCAACAUGUGGAACAUUACUCCAUAUCCUGAUGUGUCUCCUCCACACAAAAGUGUAUUGCUUGGAAGACCAAAGAGAAAAUGA